GCUAUUUAAUCCCCCUCCCCAAACCUCUUCUCCUUCCUCUCCUGGCUCCACUUCUCUGCGUCCCUGUGUCUGGCUGCGAGCCGUUCUCUGGAGCAGGCUGGGGAUGAACCGGGCUCCAUUCCAUGCAGGCGCCCAGCUGGAGGUGAUGGUGGAUUCCCCAGUGGCGGCUCAGCUGGGCUCCCAGGCUCUCCUCCCAUGCACCUUCAGCGUGGCGGACGCCCCCAUCAGCCUAGAGUACCUGGCUGUGCACUGGUAUUUCCAGGACCAGGAGCUGGUGUCAUACGAUGACUCCCUCAACGUCUUCCGGCCGGGGGCCUCCAUGGACACGGAGCAGCUCGCCAGCGACAACGCCUCUCUGGUUCUGCGCAAUGUGACCGUGUCCGACCAGGGAGCCUACCAGUGCCUGGUCAUCCACAGCCCGGACAGAGGGGAGCAGAGCCUGCACCUGGCAGUGCUGGCUGUGCCCACCGUUGCCGUCCCCAGUAAAGCAGUGCUGAGGGGGGAGCCGAACUUGCUGAAAUGCUCCGUGUCCGGCUUCCAUCCGGCCGACAUCACGGUGACCUGGCUGAGGGCUGGGGAGGUCCUGCCGGCGUCCCCGCUCCCCACGCCCCAGAGGAACCCGGACGGCACCUUCAACGUCAGCAGCUCUCUGACCUUCCAGCCCACGGAGCAGGACCAGGGCGUCACCUUCUCCUGCCAGGUCCAGCACGCCGCUGUGCCACGGGGCGCUCUGCAGACAGACUUCCAGCUCGUGUUCGGAGUCUCCCCCAUGGUGAACAUUCACGCCCCCACGUUUGUGCAAGGCAAGGCCCAGGUGUUAACGUGCGACGUGAAGGGUUUUUACCCAGAAGCCAUCGCUGUUAACUGGCUCCUCAACGGGGUCCGGACAGAAGCCCCCCGCGUGAACCCUAAUGGCACCUUCAACCUGGAGUCGUUCUACCAGUUCAAGCCCGCGGCGGAGUUGGAGGGCGCUGAGAUCAGCUGCGAGGUGCAGCACGAGACGCUGAGCCGGCCCAUCGUCCGGAGCGUGCGGGUGCACCUGGAGCGUGAGGGGACUCAGGUCAGUGUCAUAGUCCUGGUGGUGUCCGUGCUGGGCUCAGCGCUGGCGGUGGCUGGAGUCGCGUUAUUCCUGUACAAGAGAAGCAGCGCCGCCAGCCAGACGUUCACCGUGAGCGACAUCGUGGGGCCUAAAGUUUGGGUCCCCGGGGAGUACGUUUCCCUCGUGUGCAUUGGCUACCACUGCCCGGUGGGCACGAAGGCCACGUGGGCAAAGUACGAAAAUGAAGAGCUAAAGCCCAUCACUGAGGGUAAACCGGCUGUGAGCGACAGGGAGAAGCAGACGCUUGUUCCCAUCAACACUCUGUACAAAGUCCAGACGCAGAUGCUGCCCUUGAACAAAGGCUCAGCCACUCUGGCCACGACGCUCAUGUUUCGUGUCAGGAGCCCGGAGGACCUGGGAGCCCGGUACCAGUGCUGCUUCAUCAGCAAGGAUGGGAGAACGCUGAGCACCAAGGAGUUCGGAGACUACACCCUGCACCCCUCCGGUCAGACUCAAGGACCAGCUGUGGACCUGGCAGCAGCCCGGCCUGCAGAGGAAUAGCGGGGACAGCACCCCAGCCUGUUGGGGGUCCCAGAGACAGUACGAAGCACCUGGACAGUAUUGAAUGGAACACCCCUGUUAUAACUAUAAAGGGAAGGGUAACAGCUCUCCUGUGUACAGUACUAUAAAAUCCCUCCUGGCCAGAGACUCCAAAAUCCUUUUACCAGUAAAGUGUUAAGAAGCUCAGGUAACCUGGCUGACGCCUGACCCAAAAAACCAAUAAGGGAACAAAAAGAACAGGAGUCCUUGUGGCACCUUAGAGACUAGCACAUUUAUUUGAGCAUAAGCUUUC
Malaclemys terrapin pileata is the source of this 1892-nucleotide messenger RNA. Its product is annotated as signal-regulatory protein beta-1-like. The record is from RefSeq and is a predicted model, not a curated record. NCBI's taxonomy places the organism in Eukaryota, Metazoa, Chordata, Testudines, Emydidae. The transcript has 6 exons. The coding region runs from base 104 to 1600 and encodes 498 amino acids.